Molecule: messenger RNA, 1678 nt
Organism: Fundulus heteroclitus (mummichog)
Lineage: Eukaryota; Metazoa; Chordata; Actinopteri; Cyprinodontiformes; Fundulidae
Gene: arl4aa
Product: ADP-ribosylation factor-like 4aa
Exons: 2
Coding region: 269-871 (200 amino acids)
Biological process (GO): vesicle-mediated transport; intracellular protein transport
Cellular component (GO): cytoplasm
Molecular function (GO): GTP binding; GTPase activity
Source: RefSeq, a predicted model, not a curated record
UCAUCAGCCGUAGAGCCACACGGGGUGCGGAGGAGCAGCGGUCAGGAAGGUGCCGUUCUGCUGCUCUUAGGAGGGGUUUAUUCCGCCCUGGUUACCGUGAAGAUAAGCGGAAGUACACCGCAGUUGAUUAAGGUUUACCGUUUUCUCCGCACAAGACAAGAAAGGCGAUCCCCGCCGCCGCCUCUCCGGACUCUAAACCCCUGCGAGGAUCCUCCCUGGGUGGCCGCCUGAGACCCCGUUCCUCGCCCGUUCUUCCCCAUGUGGCGCGAUGGGCAAUGGACUGUCUGAACAGCAGGCGUUCUGCUCCAACAUGUCCUUCUUCCAGUCCUUCCACAUCACCAUCCUGGGACUGGACUCCGCCGGGAAGACCACGGUGCUGUACAGGCUGCAGUUCAACGAGUUCGUGAACACGGUGCCCACCAAGGGCUUCAACUCGGAGAAGGUGAGGGUGUCGCUGGGCGGCAACCGCACCGUCACCUUCCACUUCUGGGACGUGGGCGGCCAGGAGAAGCUGCGGCCGCUGUGGAAGCCGUACACGCGGCGCGCGGACGGCAUCAUAUUCGUGGUGGACUCGGUAGACGUGGAGCGCAUGGAGGAGGCCAAGACCGAGCUGCACAAGAUCACCAAGACCUCUGAGAACCUGGGGGUGCCCGUGCUGGUGGUGGCCAACAAGCAGGACCUGAGGCUCUCGCUGGGCCUGGACGAGAUCGAGAAGCUGCUGGCCCUGAAGGAGCUGGGGCCCGCCACGCCCUGGCACCUGCAGCCGUCCUGCGCCAUCAUCGGCGAGGGCCUCAGGGAGGGCCUGGACAAACUCCACGAGAUGAUCCUAAAGAGGAGAAAGAUGCUUCGACAGCAGAAGAAAAAGAGAUGAAUUGAGAAUAAAAUUGGAUUUUCUGCAGUUUUUUUUUUUUUUUUCGUAUGAAGGAACACAUUUUUUAUUUCCCCCCCCCCUCCGCCUGAGUGGAUUUCCAGUUCCACUGCAGGCUCCUAUACGCCGUGCUGAGUUUUAUCAGUCCAGCGGCGAGCUACUGGAUUCCCUCUCGCGGGUCGGACGUGCGGACGCCGUUGAUCAGGAAGUGAAGGUGAAGGAUUUCAGUACGAAGAGGCGAACGUUUCAGACAUGUGCGGAUGUGCUUUUAAACGAGGGACUGCGCAGCACCGAGGAGUUUGGGGUCUGGAAGAGGGAAGAGGCGGAAGAUGUUUAAAGGAUGCUACACGAUUUCAAGCGGCUGGUUUUUAAACAAAUCACCAAAAAAAAAUAAAUAGUUCAAGGCUUUGACUGGUUGAAGGUCCGUAGGGGGAAAGAGAGAUUUGAACAAUGUUGCACAAGAGAGGCAGUUGUAUUUAAGUGUUUCAAAUGUUAAAUCUUUUACAUUCUUCCACACUGGAUUUAUAAUUUUUUUCUGUUUUGUUAAAGAAAAGUAUUAUGAUUUAUUACAGUACCCUCUGGUUGUUUGCUGUCUUUAUCUAGUUUAAAGAAAUGCACUUUAGACCAUCACCUUUUCUGGAGUUUACAGAUUACAAUGGAUCAUAUUGUGUUUGCUUUUGUGUUUUUUUUUUUGUUUUUUUUUUUAUAGAUAUAUUUGGACAGGAAAUGCUGAUGUACAGUAGUUUUUUUUUCCCCACGUCGGACAAUAAAUGCAUUAUGUUUCGCUAAAUAAAGUAUGUUUUCAAACGA